CAGCGAGGGUGUGUAAACGCGUUGGCGUGUAUCAUAGUUGCCGGUAGUAAGAAGCUGUCUGGUACUGCAGUGAGGGUGAGUAUGGGACGAACGUUUAUUGCGAAUUUGGUUUAUCUGUUUCAGAUUUGAGUCUUAUUAUUUAUCGCAGUUCUUAACGUAGAAACUUGAUGGCCUACUGGUAUCAUCGUCGCCCUGAUCAUUGCCCUCUCUCCUUCAACAACCCCUGAAGUCCGACAACAGCAGCGAAUUAACGCCUGCCUACACCUCUUCCGUUGAAUCUACACGCCUGCUGAGAGUUCUUUAGGAAUCUUCACAGCUUCGAGCGAGGAUGGGUUUCUCCGAGUGCUCCUGGCUCAACGCGCCCGCUGCUUGGCAACUGGAAGGCGGGACGCUGACCGUGACGACAGAUCGCGGCACGGACUUCUGGCGCGAGACUCACUACGGUUUCACGCGCGACACGGGUCACUUCUUCGGGCGCCGGACCUCGGGGGACUUCACGGCGGAGCUGCGGGUCCGCGCGCGGUUCCGAGAGCUCUACGACCAGGCCGGACUCAUGGUGCGUCUGUCGGACGAAGAGUGGCUCAAGGCGGGCCUCGAGAUCUCGGACGGAGCCCCGAUGGCCAGCAGCGUGCUGACCGUCGGCCGGUCGGACUGGGCCACGGCGCCGUACGCCCACGACGCGACCGACUUCCGUAUCCGCGUCACGGUCAAGGCUGGCGUCCUCAGGCUCCAAGUGUCCGACGACGGGCUGAGGUGGCCGCUCAUGCGACUCUGUCCUUUCCCGGUCGCCGAAAGCUACACCGUCGGCCCGAUGUGCUGCACGCCGGAAAGAGAGGGACUCACCGUGGUCUUCUCCGAGUUCAGAGUCAGCGAGCCUUCAGAUAAGGCUCUCCACGAUCUGUCGUAAAGACUUCUAGGAUUUGUCUGCCUUUCAUGUUAAUGGACGCCUGAAUAUGUAAUUUUACUGUACCACAAUCGUCGUCAGGGUGUUUGUUUACGUCCCCCCUUUUCCAAUUUUUAUGUUGUCUUUGGAAACAGGCGAGAUAUGAGUGUUUGUGAAAGUGACUUCAACCUAUUAUCGACGUAUGAAACCACUUUUAGGGUUUUGUGGUUCACUUUUGAAUCGGAAGAGAUAACCUCUUAGAAAUGGAGCAUCCACUUUACAUGUGCAUCUGGAGAGCUGUUAUCCAGUAGGGUUCUCACGGUGUUACCGAAUCCUCCUUUGUUUCCUGCAUCUUGGUUUUCUGACGCGAUAAUAUUCCCUUAUAGACUAAGGCAGAUGAUCACACUAACAGUUAAUUGAUUAAUUCACAAAACGGGGAAGACGAUCUGUCAAGAAUUUGACAGCCCCACGUUGGGCGCCAACUGAUACGGUGCUGCUUGUGCAGCUCAGGGAAGAACAAGCGAAAAACAAGAAAACACUGAUAUCUAUAGAAAAAGUUUACUCGCCGACCGGCCCGAACACAAAAAAUAAGAAAAGCUCAUAAACAAGAAAUCACCCAGAAGGGUGAUUUCCCCCUAAAGAGAAACUCACAUUUUUGGGGAGGAAGGAAGCGCACGUCCUGCGAGGAUGAAAAAAGACCGAAGUGAAGCUAGCUUGGCGUCUCAGCAUAACCGUUCCUCUCACAGGUCCCUGCCCAUUAGUGGAUCAAGUCAAGUGACUGGAUCCCCCAAUAGGACCACAGACACCAGACAGAGACAGGGAGGGAAAUGCAAAUAGCCGAUAUACAUAUUUAUAUGUCACAAGACGAUUCCAUGGCUCUCCUUCCAAAGAAAAGCCCUGUCAGUGAGCCGUGACAGGUGAAAAUAAAUCCUCAAACCCGUGACGCAAUUACCCUCGUAUCCCACUACCAUCUCAUCAUUCCCGUUCACCCUCUUCUGUCUCUCGUACUGUCUCCUUUUCCGCGAAAACAAGCAACUUUUAGGGUUGUUCGUAGAGAGUGGUUUGUAUAAGCUAACUGGGGACUAAAUGAGAUUCCUUUUUUCGAUUACAAAUCGCUCCCCGGACGGCGGUGAUGUCCACCGGGGGGUAAGCCGAAGCAACCUGGAAGAAGUAAAUGUUAAAACGAGUGUCUGUUUCGAGGGCUAGCUGAAGACGGAUGCUUCAAAGUGGACAUUCGUAAAACGAAAACUAAGUGGAUAUUAUCAUCAUGGUAUCAUGAACACGAAGUGUCCUCGGAGAGGAAGGCAGACGCAUCAAAAAAUGGUCCUAUAAAGAGGAAGCAAUUGUUCGAAUUAUCGAGUUUUCGAAGCAGUGAAAGUUGAAAUUGGAUAGGGCUCAGAUGAAAAAAUUUCAAAUUAAAGAGGUUCAAGUUAUAGACGGAUGAAAGUAGUUUUUUUUUACGAAAAAUUAUGUCACUGAAAAACUUGUUCAUCAAACUAAGGGUGCCUAAAGAAAAGUGAAUCGAAUAAAACGUUCUGUAUCUAUGAA
This is a messenger RNA of Bemisia tabaci, 2431 nucleotides long. The record is from RefSeq and is a predicted model, not a curated record. NCBI's taxonomy places the organism in Eukaryota, Metazoa, Arthropoda, Insecta, Hemiptera, Aleyrodidae.